GAGCGAGUCUCCCGGAGCCGCGCGGACCCAGCUGAGCCCAGCCCACUGGACGCCAGACCUCGACCAUCGCUCGUGUCCUAGCCACCGCUCGGAGCCGAGGCGGACGAGUCCCGAUCUUCCCCUGUCCCCACCCCGCCCCGACCCUCCUCUCCACCUCCCGCGUCGUGGCACCAGCUGUCUCCGGCAGCCCUUCGGUCAUGAAAUCGCUCAGGUUGCCGGCUCCUGUCCUCCUCUGCUUCCUUCUACUGACCAAGGGGUUGGGAGCAGCGCCCCCGGGGCACCCUGAGGCUCAGCCACCUCCCCCCAGCUCUGAGCAUAAAGAGCCGGUAGCUGGGGACGCAGUGCUCGGGCCGAAGGAUGUUAGCGCCCCAGAGGUCCGAGCCGCUAGAAAUUCAGAGCCGCAGGACGAGGGAGAGCUUUUCCAGGGCGUGGAUCCCCGGGCGCUGGCCGCGGUGCUGCUGCAGGCACUCGAUCGCCCGGCCUCGCCCCCAGCGCCUGGCGGCUCCCAGCAGCGGCCAGAGGAAGAAGCAGCAGAAGCUCUGCUGACCGAGACCGUGCGCAGCCAGACCCACAGUCUCCCAGCGCCAGAGACCCAGGCGCCCGCGGCCCCGCCUCGCCCUCAGACUCAGGAGAAUGGUCCCGAGGCGGCCGACCCCUCCGAGGAGCUCGAGGCGCUAGCUUCCCUGCUUCAGGAACUGCGAGAUUUCAGUCCGAGCAGUGCCAAGCGCCAGCAAGAGACGGCGGCAGCAGAGACGGAAACCCGCACGCACACGCUGACCCGAGUCAACCUGGAGAGCCCCGGGCCGGAGCGCGUGUGGCGGGCUUCCUGGGGAGAGUUCCAGGCGCGCGUCCCGGAGCGCGCGGCCCUGCCGCCGCCUGCUCCCCCGCAAUUCCAGGCGCGUAUGCCCGAGAGCGGGCCCCUUCCCGAAGCCCACCAGUUCGGGGAAGGAGUGUCCUCCCCCAAAACACACCUAGGUGAGGCAUUGGCACCCUUGUCCAAGGCGUACCAAGGCCUGGGCGCUCCCUUUACCAAGGCGCGCCGGCCGGAGACCUCACUCCUGGGCGGCUCUGAGGCGGGAGAGCGCCUUCUCCAGCAAGGGCUGGCGCAGGUGGAAGCCGGGCGGCGGCAGGCGGAGGCCACACGGCAGGCCGCGGCCCAGGAAGAGCGGCUGGCCGACCUCGCCUCCGACCUGCUGCUCCAGUAUUUGCUGCAGGGCGGGGCUCGGCAGCGCGGCCCGGGGGGUCGGGGGCUGCAGGAGGAGGAGGAGGAGCGAGAGACCGAGAGGGAGCAGGAGGCGGCGGAGCAGGAGAGACGCGGCGGGGAGGAGAGGGUGGGGGAAGAGGAUGAGGAGGCGGCGGAGGCGGAGGCGGAGGCGGAGGAGGCGGAGAGGGCGCGACAGAACGCGUUACUGUUCGCCGAGGAGGAGGACGGGGAAGCCGGAGCCGAAGACAAGCGCUCCCAGGAGGAGACGCCCGGCCACCGACGAAAGGAGGCCGCGGGGGCAGAGGAGGGCGGGGAGGAGGACGACGACGACGAAGAGAUGGACCCGCAGACAAUCGAUAGCCUCAUUGAGCUGUCCACCAAACUCCACCUGCCAGCGGACGACGUGGUCAGCAUCAUCGAGGAGGUGGAAGAGAAGCGGAAGCGGAAGAAGAACGCCCCUCCCGAGCCCGUGCCGCCCCCCCGGGCCGCCCCCGUCCCCACUCACGCCCGCUCCCCGCAGCCCCAGCCCCUCUCCCCCGCCCCGGCUCGGGACGAGCUGCCCGACUGGAACGAGGUGCUCCCGCCCUGGGAUCGGGAGGAGGACGAGGUGUUUCCCCCGGGGCCCUACCACCCUUUUCCCAACUACAUCCGGCCGCGAACACUGCAGCCGCCCGCUGCCUCGCGCCGCCGCCACUACCACCACGCCCUGCCGCCUUCGAGCCACUAUCCCGACAGGGAGGCCCAGGCGCGGCGCGCUCAGGAGCAGGCGGAGGCAGAGGAGCGCCGGCUGCAGGAGCAGGAGGAGCUGGAGAAUUACAUCGAGCACGUGCUGCUCAGGCGCCCGUGA
Messenger RNA from Physeter macrocephalus (sperm whale), 2051 nucleotides. RefSeq names its product VGF nerve growth factor inducible (gene VGF). The record is from RefSeq and is a predicted model, not a curated record. Gene Ontology annotation, molecular function: neuropeptide hormone activity. The coding region runs from base 198 to 2051 and encodes 617 amino acids. The transcript has 2 exons. Lineage: Eukaryota; Metazoa; Chordata; Mammalia; Artiodactyla; Physeteridae. Gene Ontology annotation, biological process: regulation of synaptic plasticity; carbohydrate homeostasis.